Molecule: messenger RNA, 990 nt
Organism: Trichoderma atroviride IMI 206040
Lineage: Eukaryota; Fungi; Ascomycota; Sordariomycetes; Hypocreales; Hypocreaceae
Source: RefSeq, a predicted model, not a curated record
AUGACCAAGCUCAUCGUUAUCAUUGGCGUUACUGGCAAGCAGAGAAAGGGGUCUUCUAUUGCCAGACAAUUCCUGGAUUUGCCCAGUUGGAAAGUCCGGGGUAUCACUAGAAAUCCGUCCAGUCAAAAUGCCCUUCAUUGGGCGGCUGAGGGCGUUGAAAUCGUGAAAGGCGACCUAGAUGACACAGCUUCCCUUCGAGCCGCCUUUCAAGGGGCCAACGCCAUAUUUGCAAACACCGAUUUCUUCAGCCACAUGUUUGAUGGCACACACGGACCUGAUACGGCGUUGCAGUAUGCUUUCGACAGGGAAGUCGAACAUGGGGAGAAUGUUGCCCGUGCUGCAUCUGAUUCUAGCGUCCUUAGGACACUAGAGCACUUUGUAUAUUCAUCCCUCAGUGAUGCCUCCCGGUGCAGCGGAGGAAAGUACACCACUAUUUACCACUUUGACUCUAAGGCCAGAACCAUGGACUUGAUCCAAAGUCAGUUUCCGGAGCUGGCUAAGCGUAUGAGUGCCCUGCAAAUGGGCCACUACGUCACAAACUGGCAAGCUGUACGAGCUAUGGCUCCGCUGCGCCAACCGGAUGGGAUGUAUCUCACGAAGAGGCCUUUCUCUGCAGACGUGCAAAUGCCUUUUGUCGUUCCAGGCAGAGAUACGGGAGCAUUUGUUAAGGCAUUACUGGAUGUUUCUCCUGGGAAGACUCUCGUCGGUGUAUCCGAGAUGAUGACCUUUCCGACAUGGAUGGAGAUUUGGGGACGUGUAUUAGGUGUCCAGGCUGCCUACCAAGAAGUGCCGCCUGAUGAGUUCUAUAAGGACUUCCCAGAGCCACUUGGUCGAGAGUUGAUGGACACGAAUGAAUACAUGAUUGAGUUUGGGUACACUGGUGGAGAUCCUGAAGUCAUAUACCCAAAAGAGUUGGACCCGAAUAUCAAGACGACCUCCAUGGAGGAAUACAUUAAGGGCGAAGAUUGGUCUAGCGUGCUUGGCGAGUAG